AUGGAGCAAUCACAAGCAGGCGCUGGCGCGCAGCAAUCAUCGUCCUCCCGCCAACGGCACCACCACCACCAGCCACAGGAAGGCCAGGUACAACAGCAGCAAUCGCAGCAGCAGCCUGUGUAUGAUAUUCGGAAUGGCGGACAUUAUGGUGCGUGUACCAACCCUGUAGCCUCUGGCCAGUCCGACGUCGCGACGAUUAAAGGCGCAAGUGCCGCUCUUUCCGCUCAAGGAUACGCACCCUCGCCAGAUCUAUAUACCGGCACAUGGGCCAACGUCAACCAAGGCUUAACAGGUACAGCUCGGGAUAUUCUAACGACAUAUUGGCAACAAAUGAUCAAUCACCUCGAAUCCGACAACCAUGACUACAAAAUCCACCAAUUGCCGCUCGCCCGGAUCAAAAAGGUGAUGAAAGCUGAUCCCGAAGUGAAAAUGAUCUCAGCGGAGGCUCCCAUCCUCUUUGCCAAAGGAUGCGAUAUCUUCAUAACCGAACUGACCAUGCGUGCCUGGAUCCAUGCUGAAGACAACAAGCGACGGACUCUGCAGCGUUCAGAUAUUGCUGCGGCGCUAGCAAAAUCAGACAUGUUUGAUUUCCUCAUCGAUAUUGUUCCACGGGAAGAGGCGACGUCUACGAAGCGGUCCGCACCGGCCGCAGCUCAGCAUACCAAUGCUGGACAAAUCCCGCCCCAACAGCCGGGCGUUCAGCAGCCGCACCACAUGGGUCCUCCCGAUUAUGGAUCUUUAGGGCAGCCCACGAUGGGUCAAGAACAGGAUUAUAGGCCGCAAACCGCUAUCUAUGGCGGAGCCGUCCAGUCCGACCCAGGGUAUGGUCAGCAGCCCCAAAUAUUUGAGGGCAUGUACGGGUAUUCGCAUUUGCCCCCACAACAGGUCUGUCGUCCUCCCUGA
Ophidiomyces ophidiicola is the source of this 903-nucleotide messenger RNA. It is a transcript of the gene HAP5, whose product is annotated as CCAAT- binding transcription factor component. NCBI's taxonomy places the organism in Eukaryota, Fungi, Ascomycota, Eurotiomycetes, Onygenales, Onygenaceae. Gene Ontology annotation, molecular function: protein heterodimerization activity; DNA-binding transcription activator activity, RNA polymerase II-specific; DNA binding. The transcript has 4 exons. Gene Ontology annotation, cellular component: nucleus; CCAAT-binding factor complex. The coding region runs from base 1 to 903 and encodes 300 amino acids. Gene Ontology annotation, biological process: regulation of DNA-templated transcription. The record is from RefSeq and is a predicted model, not a curated record.